Vitis vinifera (wine grape) is the source of this 2576-nucleotide messenger RNA. Its product is annotated as autophagy-related protein 18b. Gene Ontology annotation, biological process: nucleophagy; protein lipidation; protein localization to phagophore assembly site. Gene Ontology annotation, molecular function: phosphatidylinositol-3,5-bisphosphate binding; phosphatidylinositol-3-phosphate binding; protein binding. The record is from RefSeq and is a predicted model, not a curated record. Lineage: Eukaryota; Viridiplantae; Streptophyta; Magnoliopsida; Vitales; Vitaceae. The transcript is spliced from 10 exons. Bases 1213 to 2163 code for a protein of 316 amino acids. Gene Ontology annotation, cellular component: phagophore assembly site membrane; cytosol; extrinsic component of membrane.
UUGUUUAUUUAAUUUACAUUUGUUUUUUAAGUUUUGUUGAAUCGAAUUUUAGCGUUCAGUUAGUUUUUGUGAAUCGGAAACGGAUGAAUUUCUGUGCUAAUUUGAGUUACGUUUUGAUUGAAUAUUACUUUUGAAGUUCAAAAGCUGUUUAUUGAAGAUAUUGGAACAGGAAUUUUGUAGAAAAUUGCAUGUAUAUGGUAACAGCCUCCCGCUCACGGUGACAAAAUGAUAAAUGUCAAAUUUAUCUUUGAUUUUUCAUAAAACAAAUGGAGCCUGAAUGUAUCCGGUUUAUUCAAUAAUUCUUUAAUAUCUGGAAAUUCCCAACUUUCCGGGUGCGAUAAAAAAUAUUUCCCUUUUUUCUUGAAAUAUCAUUUACUUUUCUUGGCUUUAAUUUCAUUUUGGAUUUUUGUCUGGACUUCUCCAAUAUUUUCCUGGACAACUCCCAAUUUUGAAUAUAUUUGAGUUUGAAUAUAUCUGAGGCUGAAUGCUAUUUCCAAAUGCCAUUUUUGUGACUGUGCUUCCCACUGAUCAGUGCUAAGGAGUUAAAUAGAUGAUUUUUGUUAAACUACAAGGGAUAGGAGAAGAGAAUUGCUAUAUACUGCACCCCUAUGAUAACCCAAACACUCAAAUUACAAUGAUGCCCUCACAUAAUCUUUAACACUCCCCCUUAAGCUGGAGGUUGGAGCAUAGGAAAUUUUAAUGCUUAUCUUGGAACCAAAUGAUAGAAACAGAUUUUUUGAAAUGCCCUUAGUAAAUAGGUCUCCAAGUUGGUCUUUUGAUCUAAAAUAUUGAAGUGGAUUGUUUCUCAUCACAACUCCUUGAAUGAUAUGGCAAUCCAUUUCAAUAUGUUUAUUUGCUCACAAAACCUAGGACUACUUGCAAUAUAUGUAGAUGCUUGACCAUCAAACAGCAUAAUCAUAGGGUUUUAGUUUCAAGACCUAGUUAUUUCAUAACACUUUGUAUUCACAUGAGCUAUAGCACAAUGCUGGGCCUCAACACUAGAUCUGGUCAUAGCAUUUUGCUUCUUACUUUUCUAGGUUACCAAAUUACCUCACAAAAAAGUGUAAUAUGCACUAACAGAUUGCCUGUCAGGUUCAGAAUCGACCUAAUGAGCAUCUGAAGAAUUGAAAAUAUCAAGUUCGGUAUGCUUCUUAUACAAAAUAUCCACUCCAACUGUUCCUUUUAGCUAUUGGAGGUUUCAUCAUUGUUGAGAUGCUGUUUAGCUCUAGUCUUCUUGCCAUUGUUGGAGCUGGUGAGCAGCCAUCUUUAUCCCCACGCCGUCUCUGUUUGUUCAACACUACAACUGGAGCUGCCCUCCGAGAACUAAAUUUUUUAACUUCUGUCCUUGCCAUUCGUCUAAAUAGGAAAAGACUUGUUGUAGUGUUGCAAGAAAAGACAUACAUUUAUGAUCUAAAUAGCCUCUCUAUCUUGGACACUAUAGAUACUGUGCCGAAUUCAAAAGGACUUUGUGCAUUCUCCCCUAGUUUGGAUGGUUGCUUUUUGGCUCUUCCAGCAAGCACAACCAGAGGAUCUGUGUUAGUGUACAACGUUAUGGAGCUCCAUUCACAUUGUGAGAUAGAUGCUCACCGCUCACCACUGGCUGCAAUUGUCUUCUCUCCCAAUGGGAUGUACAUAGCAACAGCAUCUGAGCAGGGAACCAUAAUCAGAGUUCAUCUCAUUUCAGAGGCAACUAAGCAGUCUUACAGUUUUAGAAGGGGGGCAUACCCUUCCACUAUAUUUUCCUUGUCAUUUGGGCCAUCUACACAAUUUCCUGAUGUACUUGUAGCCACAAGUUCUUCAGGCUCUGUUCAUGCUUUCUCUCUGGGACUUGGCAUGAAUCAAAGAAGCAGAAGAUCAAGUAGUUUCUUUGGAUCUAUUAUACCCGACUCUGUAAAUGAUGUGUUGGAUCCAGCUCAUCAUGUACUUCACAAUGUUGUGCCUGCAGGAGUUAAAAGUUAUGCGGUGAUUCGCAAGGUUGACAGAGUUCCAGGCACAUCUAUAUCUGAAUCUGUAGCUUACAGGGCUACUGUGUCUAUUAUCACCCACAGCGGGUCCUUCCAGGAAUACACCUUAAUUAUCAACCAAAAAAAUGAGUCAUCAUGGCGUUUGGAGCGCCGAUUCGACCUCUUAACAGCAAUUUCAGAUAACAUCAUCAGUUCAUGAUGAUUUAGAAUUUGCAUUACAUCUGAUCUUGGAGCCAGUUGAAGUGCAUGAUGAUAUUGCAACCUGCUAGCGCAGGUUGAGGAUGUUUGCAGCUUGUAUUUCUAUUGUUUCCAAGGUUUCAGAUCCGAGAAAACAGGUUGCAGAAAAAGCUAUGUGAAGAUAACAUUAUAAUGCAGUUGGAUUGAUCAGCAGACAGCGAAGACUCAAAAUAGAGGUGGCUUCAAAAUAUUGCUGUAAAUUAAGCUAGGCUUGUGACCCUCAAUUUAGUAUAUAACAUGAUUUAAGAUGGUCACUGGCUGCAGCUCCCUACAUAAUAUGGAUUGGGAAGGCUUGUAAGUUAAAACCACGAAAUAUAGGGUGCAUGUAUGUAUCAUAAUUCGGUUGGUUCUAAUGUUAAUAUCUGUUUGCUCCAA